AAUCAACAGCCGCCAUCUUGUCGUGGCUCGGAAUUAGGAUUUCGGUCCAACACUGGCUUUUACGUAGGAAAUCGAGCAUCCUUUCCGUGAUAUGACAACGUCCUUACCAAGAAAACGACUUCUUAACGUCGCCUCGGAGACAUUUUGUGUGAAAAAACGGGAAUAGGGUCGGCGGUCGUCGGGCAAAAACGCUCCGUAUAUCUGAUUUCCCCCUUCGGAGUGCGGCGAUUCAGCCCUGACGCCGUUCACGAUCAGUAUUGUUUACCGUGGCCAACCGGACACCACGUCGUGACUUUCGAGGUGAUUUGCAAAAAUACAGCAUUUUUGUGCAAUUGUGCAUUUUGCGGAUCUUCGCGCGAUUUUUGCAUGAAGAGAUUUGACGUCACGCCAAAAUGGGUACUUCGAACAUCUAGAAUUUGCGACCUUUCCACCGGAAUGCAGCAUAACAACCGAUUUUAUUAAGCUAUCCAUUUGAAUUUCGAUUUUUUUUUCAUGGGGCGAAUUUUAUUUUGGGGUAUUUAACGACGAUAAUGUGGGUGUUGGGUGUUGGAUUAUCAUGGGGUGAAUGGCGCUGGCGAAGCGGGGCGCUAUUGCAUCUCUUUUGAAAGGCACUUGAAGCACGGACUAGCUAACGCUAACAGUUAAUUUAGCUGCUAGCAGGCAAUUAGCUAACGUUAGCUAUUAGCCAGUUAGCUAGCGUUAGCAGGCUGCCAGCUUUCUAAUGUGUUAAUCGUGACGGUUCGAGUUGAUCACAAAACAACGUACCAGGAAGAAAAGCUAAAUCGACGUCUUCAACUCAAGCAAACCACCCGGACAAGAGAACAACUAUGGCUGAAAACCUGCUGGAAACUGGACCUCCCAACUCCAAGCGGCCGAAGCUGAGUUCACCUGCCCUGUCAACGUCUGAUGGACCAGAUCUGGGUUCACUAUCCUGGGAUGAUUUAGAGAACGACCUUCCAGAUGAGUUGAUCCCAAAUGGAGGCGAUCUGGGCCUGAUGGGCGGGAUGCCUUCAAACGCACCCGGGGGCGGCGGGCCCGGUGGCGGCUCAGUUGUACCAGACGCAGCCGCCAAGCACAAGCAGCUCUCAGAGCUACUUCGAGCCGGCAGCACCUCCAGUAUCACAGCGACCCCUCAGCCAGGCGGGAUGGGGCCUCAGCUGGGGACGCCGCUGAGAAUGAGCCCCCUCAGCCAGGGUUCCCCCAACAACCACCCCUCCCCCCAGGGACAAAAAGCCGGAACGCCGACCGGAAUAACAGGACUGAAAAACAACAACAACAAUAAUACUGCAACAAUGGGCUUGAACACAACAGGCUUUGGCCAGGCCAUGAUUAACAAUAGCCAGGGCCACGCGGGGCUCCUGGCACAGGGAGGGCAGUCGCAACCCGGCCAGGUGAUGAAUGGCGGUCUUUCACCUGCAGCCGGGAGAGGCCGGGGAGCAGGGGUGGGUGGCAUGCAGUACCAGGGAGCGACGAUGAAGGGCGCCGCCCCAGGGCCCGGAGGAGCUGGGAGUGCGUUGGCAGAGACCCUGGCCCAGGGAGGGCAGCAGAUGGGAGCUCACGCCUCCCUCGGCGCGGCGCAGCAGGCAGGCAACACGAACAAGCAGACGCCGCAGCAGGCGGCGAUGCUUCCGCUGGCUGCGGGCGGCGCCAUUGCCGUGUCGUCAGCGGGCCCAACAGCUGACCCAGAGAAGCGCAAGCUGAUCCAGCAGCAGCUGGUCCUGCUGCUCCACGCACACAAGUGCCAGCGACGGGAGCAGGCCAACGGCGAGGUGAGAGCCUGCUCCCUGCCCCACUGCCGCACCAUGAAGAACGUCCUCAACCACAUGACCCACUGCCAGGCCGGCAAGUCCUGCCAGGUGGCUCACUGUGCGUCAUCCAGACAGAUCAUCUCCCACUGGAAAAAUUGCACACGACACGACUGUCCCGUCUGCCUCCCGCUGAAGAACGCCAGCGACAAGCGCACCCAGCAACCCAUGCUGAGCUCCCCCAACACAGGCCUCCAGAACGCCAUGUCCUCAGUGGGUGUGGGCCAGCCCAGUGCUCCCACCAUCAAUACCUCAACCCCCAUAGACCCCAGCUCCAUGCAGAGGGCCUACGAGGCACUCGGGCUGCCCUACAGCAGCCAGGCCGCUGGGCAGGCCCGGGGGGGCGCAGGGGGACAGACGACGGGAGCACAGAACGCAGCGGCUCAGCAGCAACAGCUUCCGCAAUUGAGAUCCCUCAAUGCACUUGGUAACCAGAUGGCUCUUGGAGGUGGAGCGCUGUCUGUGACCACUUCAGAACAGACGAACCUGCACACAGACUCCCUCCCCAACACACUCAACACUAACAGUCAGAUGCUGUCAGACGGGUCCACUGUGGGCUCAAUGGCCAACCUGCCCACUGCAGCGCCCAUUUCUGCCACGGGCACCAGGAAGGCGUGGCACGAGCACGUCACUCAGGACCUGCGCAAUCACCUCGUCCACAAACUAGUACAAGCUAUAUUCCCUACCCCGGACCCGGCAGCUUUGAAGGACAGACGAAUGGAGAACUUGGUGGCCUACGCAAGAAAGGUGGAGGGGGACAUGUACGAGUCAGCUAACAGCCGGGAUGAGUACUAUCACUUCCUAGCUGAGAAAAUCUAUAAAAUACAAAAGGAACUGGAGGAGAAGAGGCGCUCAAGGCUACAGAAGCAAAUCAUCAAUCAGGCCCCAAUGGUCCCACAAGGGGCCCAGCAGCCCGGCCUUCCCCAGCCCAGUGCCUUCGGCCCGAGGCCACAGAAUGGACCUGUCUCACUGCCCAACAUGCCAAAUCAGAUCACCAAUCGCAUGCAAGUCUCACAAGGAAUCAACCAGUUCAACCACAUGGCUCUGCCCAACACCCAAAUAUCCCAGACACCGAUGGGAGCCCGAGCUGCCUCACCCAUGAACCACCCACAGCAAAUGAACAUGAGCUCCGUCCCAGCGAUGGGCAUGUCUCCCUCCAGGAUGCCCCAGGCCCAGGGCAUGAUAGCCGCACAUAGUGGAGCUAACAUGGUGGGCCAGACAGCAAGCCAGGGACAGUUCCUGGCUCAGACCCAGUUCCCUCCCGGAUCAACCACAGCCGCCGCAACGGGUGCCAUGAAUGUCAGCGUGCCGGGCCUAGCCCAGCCGCCUGCACAGGCUGCCAUCACCCAGCAGCAGCAGCAGCAGCAGCAGCAACCACAACAGAGCGCUAACCUCCCCAUGAAUGCACUUGGCCCCUUGCUGGGCCCUCAGCUAGCCUCCUCCCAAUCCCCCUUGCACACCACGCCUCCUCCCGCCGCCUCCACGGCCGGCGGGGUCACUAACCUGAUGCUCCCCCAGCCCCCUACCCGCAGCACCACCCCCACCCUCCCUGGCCCUGCCCAGGGUGCCACCCCGCCCCGCCCCACCCAGCCCCAGCCCCAACCCCAGGUGGAACUCCCUGCAGCAGCACAGACGCAGGCCCCACUUCAGCCCCCCACCACGCCGCUGUCUCAACCAGGGGCAAGUCUGGAGAACCGGGUGCCCACGCCGGCCUCAGCUGCCGACCUGCACUCGCAGCAUGUCGCAGCAGACCUGCCUGUCCAGGAGGUCAAAGCCGAGGCACGCCAUGACCAACAAGAGUUUAAGGCCGCUGGCGGCAAAACCGAGCCCAAGAUGGAGACCGAGGAAGACUCUGCUUCAGCGGUUAAGGACGAGGAGCCAGAGGAAAAGCCGGAGCCGAUGGAGGUGAAGAAAACAGAAAUUAAGAUGGAACCCAAAGAAGAGGAAGAGGGUGGAGCCAAUGGCACGGCCUCUUCAUCCCCCUCUCAGUCACGAAGGAAAAUCUUCAAGCCCGAGGAGUUGCGGCAGGCUCUGAUGCCGACUUUGGAGUCUCUUUACAGGCAGGACCCCGAGUCUCUGCCCUUCAGACAGCCUGUGGACCCCAUGCUUCUGGGCAUCCCUGACUACUUUGACAUCGUUAAGAGCCCAAUAGACCUGUCCACAAUCAAGCGUAAGCUUGACACAGGCCAAUACCAAGAGCCCUGGCAGUACGUGGAAGAUGUCUGGCUGAUGUUCAACAACGCCUGGCUCUACAACCGCAAGACAUCCCGCGUCUACAAGUACUGCUCCAAGCUGGCCGAGGUGUUUGAGUCCGAGAUUGACCCGGUUAUGCAGGGCCUGGGUUACUGCUGCGGGAGGAAGUACGAGUUCUCCCCUCAAACCCUAUGCUGCUAUGGCAAACAGCUGUGCACCAUACCGACUGGAGGCACCUACUACAGCUACCAGAACAGGUAUCAUUUCUGUGAGAAGUGCUUCAAUGAGAUCCAGGGGGAGAGCGUGACGUUGGGAGAUGAUCCCGCACAGCCACAGACGAUGAUUUCAAAGGACCAGUUUGAACGGAAGAAGAACGAUGUGCUCGACCCUGAACCGUUUGUUGAAUGUAAAGAUUGUGGACGGAAGAUGCACCAGAUUUGCGUCUUACACUACGACGUCAUUUGGCCGUCUGGAUUCAUCUGUGAAAACUGUUUGAAGAAGAGUGCGAAAACGCGAAAGGAAAACAAGUUUUCCGCAAAACGGCUGCAGUCGACACGAUUGGGAAUGUACAUAGAGGACCGUGUGAAUAAAUACUUGAAGAGACAGAACCACCCAGAGGCCGGAGAGGUGUUUGUGCGAGUGGUGGCGAGCUCUGAUAAAAUGGUGGAAGUAAAACCAGGCAUGAAAUCCCGGUUUGUGGACACCGGGGAAAUGCCAGAGACCUUUCCCUACAGAACCAAAGCACUUUUUGCCUUUGAGGAGAUCGACGGCGUAGAUGUGUGCUUCUUUGGCAUGCACGUGCAGGAGUACGGCUCAGAGUGCUCCUUCCCCAACACUAGGCGGGUCUACAUAUCAUACCUUGACAGUAUUCACUUCUUCAGACCUCGUAUUCUACGAACGGCCGUGUACCACGAGAUCCUGAUUGGCUAUCUAGAAUACGUCAAGAAACUCGGGUACGCACAGGGCCACAUCUGGGCGUGUCCACCCAGCGAAGGAGACGACUACAUUUUCCACUGCCAUCCUCCGGACCAGAAGAUCCCAAAGCCUAAGAGGCUGCAAGAGUGGUACCGGAAGAUGCUGGACAAGGCCUUUGCGGAGAGGAUUCUACAUGACUACAAGGACAUCUGCAAACAGGCGACAGAGGACCGUCUGACCAGCGCUAAUGAGCUGCCGUACUUUGAAGGCGACUUUUGGCCCAAUGUGCUUGAGGAGAGCAUUAAGGAGCUGGAGCAGGAGGAGGAAGAGCGAAAGAAGGAGGAGAACACCGCUGCUUGUGAACCCCCCGAGGGUACGCCAAGUGACAGCAAAAACGCUAAAAAGAAGAAUAACAAGAAGACGAAUAAAAACAAGAGCAGCGUCAGCCGAGCCAAUAAGAAGAAACCUGGGAUGCCGAAUGUAGCCAAUGAUCUGUCCCAGAAGCUAUACGCCACCUUGGAGAAACACAAAGAGGUGUUCUUCGUGAUCCACCUCCAUUCCGCUUCCAUGGCCAACACCCUGCCUCCCAUCGCUGACCCUGACCCCAUGCUCUCCUGUGACCUGAUGGAUGGCCGCGACGCCUUCCUGACUCUGGCCAGGGACAAACACUGGGAGUUCAGCUCGCUCAGGAGGUGCAAGUGGAGCACUAUGUGCAUGCUAGUCGAACUGCACAACCAAGGACAGGACCGCUUUGUCUACACCUGCAACGAGUGCAAGCACCAUGUAGAGACACGCUGGCACUGCACUGUGUGCGAGGACUUUGAUCUGUGCAUUAAUUGCUACAACGUGAGGGGCCACGAGCACCAGAUGGUGAAAUGGGGCCUCGGCCUGGACGACGACAGCAACGGCCAGAGCGGCGAGGCCUCCAAGAGCCCGCAGGAGAGCCGGCGCUUGAGUAUCCAACGAUGCAUCCAGUCACUGGUCCACGCUUGUCAGUGUCGCAAUGCCAACUGCUCUCUGCCGUCCUGCCAGAAGAUGAAGCGCGUGGUGCAGCACACCAAGGGGUGCAAGCGUAAGACCAACGGGGGCUGCCCUGUAUGCAAGCAACUCAUCGCGUUGUGCUGCUACCACGCAAAGCACUGCCAGGAGAACAAGUGUCCGGUCCCGUUCUGCCUGAACAUCAAGCACAAGCUGCGCCAGCAGCAGCUGCAGCACCGGCUCCAGCAGGCCCAGCUGAUGAGGAGGAGGAUGGCGACCAUGCAAGGCAGAACCAUGCCCCUGCCGUCCCCGCCGGCCGCGGCUGCUCCCAGCACUCCCACCUCACACGCCCAGCCAAGCACUCCUCAGCCGCCGCAGCAGGCACUUUGCAACCAGCCGCAAACCCCCAACGCGGCAGGCGUCAUGUCCCCGUCUUUUCCCAACAGUGGCCAGCCUCAAACGCCAGUGUCCCAGGGCAAGCACGGCCAGGCCUCCCCGCUGCACCAACAGCAAUCCCCUCUCCCGCAGCCGCCGCAGGCACCUCAGCAGCAGCUGCAGCAGCAGCAGCCGCCUCCGCCCGCCGCGGUCAAGAUGGCGAGGCACAUCGAGAUGAUGGCCCAGGCCCAGCAGAACCAGCAGAACUACCGGGUCAACAUGAACGGCUUACCCAUGAACCCCCAGCAGCAGUCGCCGCAGCAGCGCAUGACUGGGCCGAUGCAGCCGUCCAUGCAGAUGGUGCCGGGGCCAAGGGGGCCACAGGUCAUGCAACCGGGCUUGCCUCCAGGUCAAUGGACCGGCGCUCCGAGGCCUAUGCAGGCAGCCCCGACUCAACAGCCGGGCCUGGUCCCGGGCCAGACCCCACAGCAGGCCAUGACAAUGCAGCGAGCCCUGAUGGUCCCCGGGCAGCAACCUCAGCCGGGCCAGAGGAUGCUGAUACCACAGCAGCCCGGCGCCCGGCCACAAACGCCCCAGAGAUCCGGAGCUAUUGCUCCCAACGCCCUGCAGGACCUUCUACGCACACUCAAGUCUCCGAGCUCGCCCCAACAGCAGCAGCAAGUCCUAAACAUCCUCAAAUCGAACCCUCAGCUAAUGGCUGCUUUCAUCAAACAGCGAACAGCCAAGUACCACGCCAACCAGCCGCAGCCAACAGGCCAGCAACAGCAGCCCAGCAUGCCAACAAUGCAGGCCAUGGCCAUGCCGGGAGGGGCGGUGCAGAGGCCGGGGAUGCCACCACAGCAGCCUCAGCAGCCUCCUGCGCAGGGAAUGUCUACUUUGGGACCUCAGGGGCAGCUAAUGAAUGCGGCGCACAACACCAACCCCCAGAUCCAGGAGCUUUACCGUCGGCAGCUCUUAAGGCAGCAGCAGCAGCAACAACAACAACAACAGCAACAGCAGCAACAACAACAACAACAACAACAACAGGGAGUUAUGCCUCAGGGCCAUCCUGGCCAGUUCCCUGCUGCAGCGCAGGGUACAGCAGCAACAUACUCCCAGCUUCGUAUGCAGCAGCAGCUGGCCCUGCAGGUCGGUUCAGGAGCACCUGGGCUCCCAAUGGGCCAGCUCCCACCCAUCGCUCAGAUGGCACAGCCCAGCAUGGGCAUGGACUCUGCCAAGAACUUACUGCAUCAACGAAUUCUCCAGCAGCAGCAGCAGCAGCAGCAGCAGCAGCAGCAGCCGCUUCCCCAGCAGCAGCAGCAGCAGGCCAUGCUCAAGCAGCAGAUGGGGUCCCCUGCUCAGCCCAGCCCCAUGAGCCCCCAGACCCACCUGCUGGCCGGACAGCCCCAGGGCGGAGCCCACUUACCCGGCCAGGCGACACUGGCCAACGCCCUGAACAACCAGGUCCGCUCCCCCGCCCCAGUCCAGUCGCCCUGUCCGCCGUCGCAGCAGCAGCCUCAUUCCAGUCCGUCGCCGCAGGUCCAGAACCAGCCGCAGCCCUCGCCGCAGCAUCCACACCCAGCACACUCGGGUUCCCCCCGCCCGGUACUCGGGGGCCCGUUGUCGGGGUCCAUGGAGCCGGGACACUUGGGGACAGCAGAACAAAGCGCCAUGUUACCGCAGCUUAACACGCCCAACAGAGUGGAACUGAACUGUGACUUGGGGAUGAUGGGCGACGCCACAGGGGACACGCUGGAGAAGUUUGUGGAGCGGUUGUAGCAUUUCUCCCGGGAACUAAAGAACACGCUUUUCCUCUCCUGCCACCGCUCUUCCUUCUGGUUUCCCCUCAGACUCUUUAUCCCAUUUAGAGGGCUUUGUUUGUUCUUUCUAAGGUUGAGAAGUUUUUUUUUUUUUUUUUGUACUGACUGUAAAAAGUUUCAGCUGUUGUAAAAAGAAAAAAGAAUUUGAUCAGCAGGGGGGUGGGUGGGAGAAAAGACGGAAAAAAAAAGUCAACACUUUGAGGGAAUGUAAUUGUUUCUUAAAGAUUAGUUGUUCAAUGAAAUUUAAGCCACAAAGAAUAUAUUUUUUGGUUGAGACCAAAUGUGUUCAAUACUCAAUUUAUUUUUGGUUUGUUUUCAGUAUGGUUACAUGCCUUUCAUUUAUUUUUUAAAGAAAAUGUACAAUUGCAUUAUAUUAUUCAUAUCUUUUUAUUUUGUACCUUUGAAAAAGAAACUUAAAGCAUUGUUGUGUUGAAAUUGUAAAAUAUUUCCGGGAAUUGGGCCAGGUUUUUUUUUUUUUUUUUCUUCUUCCGUUUUUCUUCUCAAGCCGUCGUUCCUGGCAAUUGUAAUCCAGUGUUGUACCAUUACUCCAAGACGGUGUGUUCAGGGACCGCUCCCCUCCUUGUUGUGUGUAUGAAGAGCACUCGGCUGUAUUGGAAUAGGAAAUGGACUGCGACAGGUGGUCUAUACACCGUCGUGUAUACAGGCACACGUGACGACAGACGCAGUCACUAAAGUAACACAGACGACAACAAGUGCAACACACAUCUCGGUCACCUGGAAUUUGGAAAAAUCUGCUUUGACAUUAAAAAAAUAAUUUGUCAUA
Pungitius pungitius (ninespine stickleback) is the source of this 8870-nucleotide messenger RNA. It is a transcript of the gene crebbpa, whose product is annotated as CREB binding protein a. The record is from RefSeq and is a predicted model, not a curated record. Gene Ontology annotation, molecular function: zinc ion binding; chromatin DNA binding; histone acetyltransferase activity. Gene Ontology annotation, biological process: positive regulation of transcription by RNA polymerase II. The transcript has 30 exons. Gene Ontology annotation, cellular component: transcription regulator complex; histone acetyltransferase complex; nucleus. The coding region runs from base 828 to 8045 and encodes 2405 amino acids. NCBI's taxonomy places the organism in Eukaryota, Metazoa, Chordata, Actinopteri, Perciformes, Gasterosteidae.